GAGCCACCGCAUUGCUCCGCAGCAACAGCUGGAGACGUAUCGCCGGAGAUCCAGAGGACGAUUCCUCACGUUUAAUGAAAUGAUGCCAGUGGAAUAGCAGCAGGGGGGUGGGUGGGGAGAGGACCGGCGCCGGCUUUCUUACCUGCACUUUUACUGAAGACAUCUUCUGAGGAUAAUCUUACUCUGAUACUGUUGGAUUUUCUUUUCCAGGAUCUGGAUACUCUCUGUGGAAUAAGUUGGCUUUUUAAAGAUAAAAGGAAUUUUCAAAAAAAGAAAGAAAGAAGGGAUUUGUUUGUUUUGAAGGGACCUGAUUGACAUGCAUGGGUGUUAGUCUUUGAUCGUGUCUGAGUGUGACGUGUUGAGUGUGGGACCAAGGAGGGAGCAGUGCCAACCUGGAACAUGGUGCCUAACAUUCACCCCUCAGUGCCCCUUCUGCCCAGAGGGGCGGCACCGUUCCUGCUUCUGUUCAGCUGUUUGAUGGCCUCUUCUUUGGCAGACAGCUUGCCAAGUUUUGUCAAAUCCCCAGAGGACCAGACAGGCAUCUCUGGCGGGGUGGCGUCGUUUGUGUGCCAGGCCGCCGGCGAGCCAAAGCCCCGAAUCACCUGGAUGAAGAAGGGCAAGAAAGUUAGCUCUCAGCGUUUCGAGGUGAUUGAGUUUGAUGAUGGCUCGGGCUCAGUGCUGCGGAUCCAGCCACUGCGCACGCACAGGGACGAAGCCAUCUAUGAAUGCACAGCGGCCAACAGUGUUGGGGAAAUCAGCACCAGUGCCAAACUUACCGUACUUGAAGAGAACCAGAUCCCCCAUGGCUUCCCCAUGAUAGACAUGGGCCCCCAGCUGAAGGUGGUCGAAAGGACCCGUACCGCCACCAUGCUCUGCGGUGCCAGUGGAAACCCCGACCCGGAGAUAUCCUGGUUCAAGGACAUGCUGCCCGUGGACAUCAACAGCAGCAACGGGCGCAUCAAGCAGCUCCGCUCAGGAGCGCUGCAGAUUGAGAACAGCGAGGAGUCGGACCAAGGGAAAUAUGAAUGUGUUGCCAUGAACAGUGCCGGGACACGUUACUCUGCACCUGCCAACCUUUAUGUGCGAGUGCGACGCGUCCCGCCCAGAUUCUCCAUCCCGCCCACCAACCAAGAGGUGAUGCCUGGUGGGAGCGUCAACCUGACGUGCGUGGCGGUAGGCUCCCCCAUGCCUUACAUCAAGUGGAUGAAGGGUGAUGUGGAGCUGACCAAGGAGGAAGAGAUGCCGGUGGGCCGCAACGUGAUGGAGGUCACCAACAUCCGAGAAUCAGCCAACUACACCUGUGUUGCCAUGUCCUCGCUGGGCAUGAUCGAGGCUACGGCGCAGGUCGUCGUGAAAGCUCUGCCAAAGCCCCCCACAUCCCUCAUCGUGACGGAGACCACAGCCACCAGCGUGACUCUUACAUGGGAUUCUGGGAACCCGGAGCCCGUCUCCUACUACAUGAUCCAGUACAGGGCCAAGGUGUCUGACAACGGUUUCCAGGAAGUGGACGGUGUGGCCACCACUCGUUACAGCAUCGGCGGCCUCAGCCCUUACUCCGAGUAUGAGUUCCGCAUCAUGGCCGUAAAUAACAUCGGCCGCGGGCCACCCAGUGACCCCGUGGAGACACGCACUGGUGAGCAGGCCCCGUCCUCACCGCCUUUGCAUGUUCAGGCACGCAUGCUGAGCCCGAGCACUAUGCUGGUCCAGUGGGAGCCGCCAGAGGAGCCCAAUGGACAGAUCCGGGGAUACCGGGUCUACUAUAGCUCGGACCUGACGGCGCCGCUGAACGCCUGGCAGAAACACAACACAGACGACAGCAGGUUGACUACCAUCUCAGGCCUAACCACCGACAUCACCUACAGCCUCAGGGUGCUGGGCUUUACCUCCGUAGGGGACGGGCCACCCUCUGAUGUCCUGCAAGUUAAAACACAGCAGGGAGUUCCAGCCCAGCCGUCCAGCUUUGAGGCCGAAGCUGAGCUGGACACUCGCAUCCUGCUGACUUGGCUGUGGCCCGUGCAGGACUCCAUCACCAAGUAUGAGCUGCAAUACUGGGAGGCCGACUCUGACAACAAGAUCCAUGUGACCUUCAACCCAGCGGGGUCCUAUGCAGUGGAGGGUCUGAAGCCAGACACCCUGUACCGCUUCUCCUUGGCAGCCCGAUCCGAGAUGGGCCUAGGGGUCUAUACUCAGCCAAUAGAGGCCCGCACCGCCCAAUCCACCCCAUCUGCCCCACCUCAGGAGGUGCAUCUGGUCAGCCUGAGCUCCACCAGCAUCAAGGUGAGUUGGGUGGCACCGCCCGCUGCUAGUCGCCACGGCGCCAUCGUGCGCUACACGGUCAGCUACAGAGCCCUGGCUGGAGAUGAUUUGGAGCGCCACCAGGUGACGGGCAUCGGUGCGGACGCCACCAGCUACUUGCUGGAGGGUCUGGAGAAGUGGACCGAGUAUCAGGUGUGGGUGAGGGCGCACACUGAUGUGGGCCCAGGCCCUGAGAGCGCCCCGGUGCGGAUCAGAACCAAAGAGGAUGUGCCGGGUGCCCCUCCCAGGAAGCUAGAGGUCGAAGCGGUGAACUCCACGGCCAUCAGGGUCACCUGGAAACCCCCCUUGCAGGGAAAGCAGCACGGCCAGAUCCGAGGCUAUCAGGUCAUCUUCUCCCGUCUGGAGAACGGUGAACCACGAGGCCAGCCCAACAUCAUGGACGUGGCGCUGCCAGAGGCCCAGUGGAAUAUUGAGGAGUCCACCGAGCAUGAGGCCAUCAUCGGAGGACUGCAGUCUGAGACCACCUACUCUGUCACUGUGGCAGCAUACACCACCAAGGGAGACGGGGCUCGCAGCAAAGCCAAAGUCAUCACCACCACUGGUGCAGUACCUGGUAAGCCCACAAUGAUGAUCAGCACCACGAUGGGCAACACUGCCUUGAUCCAGUGGCAGCCACCCAAAGAUAUGGUGGGCGAGCUGGUGGGUUACCAGCUGCAGUACAAGCGCACAGAGGAGGAGAGCUACACCUCGCAGGAGCUGAAGAAGAGCGAUGACCACUUCACCGUCACCGGGCUGCACAAGGGCGCCACCUAUGUGUUUCGCCUCAGUGUUCGCAACCGCGCCGGCAACGGCGAGGCCUUCGUCAAGGAAAUCAGCACCCAGGAGGACGUGCCCGCUGGCUUCCCACUCAACCUGCGGGUGACGGGACUGACCACCUCCAGCACGCAGCUGGCCUGGGAUCCGCCGGCGCUGGCUGAGCGGAACGGCAAGAUUAUUCACUACCUGGUGGUGUACCGCGACAUAAACAGCCAGCGGAAUAGCACCAACCGUACGACGGACACACGCAUGAGCAUCCACGGCCUCAAACCGGACACCACCUACGACAUCCGAGUUCAGGCCUUCACCAGUAAGGGCGGAGGACCGAUCAGCCCCAGCAUCCAGAGCAGGACCAUGUCGACCUCACCGGCAUUCGCCAUAAGCUUCGGUGUCAAAGCUGUUAUGAAAACAUCUGUCCUCCUCACCUGGGAAGUCCCGGAGAACUACAAGUCCCAAGUACCUUUCAAGAUCCUGUACAACCAGCAGAGCGUGGAGGUGCAGGGCAACCUGAAGAGGAAACUCAUCACACGGCUUCAACCGGACACAGAAUACUCCUUUGUGUUGAUGAGUAGGGGGAACAGUGCCGGGGGUCUGCAGCAGCAGGUGUCCAUCCGCACCGCCCCAGACCUGCUCAAGACCAAACCCGUGCUCUACAGCCAACAGCAGGCCCAGGGUGGCAGGCUAACCAUCGACCUGCCCAGGGUGCAGACCAACACCCAAGUCAGGUGGUACUACAUAGUUGUGGUGCCGGUGUCCCCGUCAUCGCGACGCUGGGAGAACCCGGACGAGAUGGACCUGGAUGAGCUGCUCGAGUCGGGUGAGAGUCCCAUUCUGAGGCAGCGCCGGCAGGUGGACUCCCCGAAGCCUUACAUCGCUGCCAAGCUGGCAUCGCUACCAGCCACCUUUACCCUGGGUGAUGAAAAGAGGUACAACGGCUUCUACAACAAGCCCCUGCCCAGCCACCAGGAGUACCUCUGCUUCGUCCUGGCUGCCCUAAGAGAACAGGAGCAUGACAGCAGUGAUAAAUACAGGACGUUCUCGGCGAGUCCCUACUCAGACCCUAUCCAGGUGGUGAUGAGCACUGUGUCCCCCAGGGUGGAGCAACCUGAGAUGCUGUGGGUGAUGGGCCCGGUGUUGGCCGUGGUCCUCAUCAUCAUCAUCGUCAUCACCAUACUGCUCUUCAAGAGGAAGCGUGCAUCACCCCUGCCCAAAUACGACCAAUCGGGUGGGGUGAAAGACUCCCUGCUGGCCAACUCCUCAGACCCCGUGGAGAUGAGGAGGCUCAACUAUCAGACCCCAGGUCCCAGCUCUCAUCGCUGCCCCAACACUCCAAGAAUGAGAGAGCAUCCGCCCAUCCCUGUGGUCGACCUGGCUGACCACAUAGAGCGGCUGAAAGCCAACGACGGCCUGCGUUUCUCCCAGGAGUACGAGUCCAUCGAUCCAGGCCAGCAGUUCACCUGGGAGAACUCCAACAUGGAAGUCAACAAGCCAAAGAAUCGCUAUGCAAACGUCAUAGCCUAUGACCACUCAAGAGUUGUGCUCACAUCCAUCGAUGCUGUUCCCGGUAGCGACUACAUCAAUGCUAACUACAUCGAUGGCUACAGGAAGCAGAAUGCCUAUAUCGCCACACAGGGCCCUCUGCCUGAGACACUGAGCGACUUCUGGAGAAUGGUGUGGGAGCAGAGAUCCAGCACCAUCGUCAUGAUGACCAGGCUGGAGGAGAAGUCGAGGGUGAAGUGUGACCAGUACUGGCCAGCGAGGGGAACCGAGACCUACGGGAUGAUCCAGGUCACCAUGCUCGACACUGUGGAGCUGGCCACGUAUAGCGUACGCACCUUUGCCCUCUACAAGAAUGGCUCCAGUGAGAAGAGGGAGGUGCGCCAGUUCCAGUUCAUGGCAUGGCCUGACCACGGGGUACCAGAGUACCCCACCCCCAUCUUGGCUUUCCUCAGACGGGUCAAGGCCUGCAACCCUCCAGACGCUGGGCCCAUGGUGGUGCACUGCAGUGCGGGCGUGGGCAGGACAGGCUGCCUGAUCGUGAUCGAGGCCAUGCUGGAACGCAUGAAGCAUGAGAAGUCGGUGGACAUCUAUGGCCACGUGACGUGCAUGCGCGCCCAGAGGAACUACAUGGUCCAGACGGAGGACCAGUACAUCUUCAUCCACGAGGCCCUGCUGGAGGCCGCCACCUGCGGCAACACCGAGGUCCCCGCCCGCAACCUGUAUGCCCACAUCCAGAAACUCACCCAGCCCCCGCCCGGGGAGACAGUCACCGCCAUGGAGCUGGAGUUUAAGAGAUUGGCCAACUCCAAAGCCCACACGUCGCGCUUCAUCAGCGCCAACCUGCCCUGCAACAAGUUCAAGAACCGCCUGGUCAACAUAAUGCCCUUUGAGUCCACCCGCGUCUGCCUGCAGCCCAUCAGGGGUGUUGAGGGCUCGGACUACAUCAACGCCAGCUGCAUCGAUGGCUACAGGCAGCAGAAAGCCUACCUGGCCACCCAGGGACCCCUAGCCGAGACCACAGAGGACUUCUGGAGAAUGCUGUGGGAACACAACUCAACCAUUGUUGUCAUGCUCACCAAACUACGAGAGAUGGGGCGGGAAAAGUGUCAUCAGUACUGGCCAGCAGAGCGCUCAGCCCGGUACCAGUACUUCGUGGUGGAUCCCAUGGCCGAAUACAACAUGCCCCAGUACAUCCUCCGAGAGUUCAAAGUCACAGAUGCCAGAGAUGGCCAGUCUAGAACAAUCCGCCAGUUCCAGUUCACCGACUGGCCAGAGCAAGGCGUGCCAAAAACCGGGGAAGGCUUCAUUGAUUUCAUUGGCCAAGUCCACAAAACCAAGGAGCAGUUUGGACAGGAUGGACCAAUCACUGUACACUGCAGUGCUGGCGUUGGCAGGACUGGUGUCUUCAUCACCCUCAGCAUCGUGCUGGAGAGGAUGAGAUACGAGGGCGUGGUGGACCUUUUCCAGACAGUCAAAACGCUACGCACCCAGAGGCCUGCUAUGGUGCAGACAGAGGACCAGUACCAGUUGUGCUACAGGGCGGCGCUGGAGUACCUGGGGAGCUUUGACCACUAUGCAACGUAACCACUCUCCCAACGAACCGGAGCAGCCCUUCCUGGUCAAAACCGCUCAAGAGCGUGCCAAGAGUCCCUUCUCAGCUACCAUCCACCCGCUUGACCCCACACAACCCCCCACCACCCACCCACCCCGACCCCUCCCGGCUCUCUCCCCGCUACACUGAGAGGGACGAGAGCAAGAGACACAACACAAAGAGAGAGAGAGAGAGAGAGGUACGCACUUUGCGGACCCGUUGAACGGGGGUUUAGAUCCACUCGGAUUUACCACACGGAGAUUUACCAUUCAAAAAAAAUAAAAGAAAUAACCAAGAAAAAAGAAAAAAACAACAAUCAAGAAAUGGGAAACGUAUAAAGUACAAUGACUAUGACAACUACGGCAACUCUUGUUCGGAAGCGACAGCUCAGAACGGCGGCCUGCCUCUCUGUGCUGUCGGCGCCAAAACCUCCCCGAUUGUCAAAGGCUCCUGGUAGCACUAAGAGAUGAUUCUCUGUUUGUUUUGUUUUUAUCACCGUUGGUUUUAUCGUCUCUCCUAUGUUUAUUCUGAAUUAUUAUCAUGAGAAAUGUUAUUUAGCGCAUUCUUCUUUUUUUGUUUUCCUGUCAUUCUCAUCGUUUCCUGUUUUUAUUAAUCAUUUUAACACCGGGCAUUUCUUUUGUCUUAAACCGGCCCACUGUCGAAGUCUGCAUUUAUUGUCACGAUCGGUACGAUUCUUCUUUUUCUAUUAUUUUAUAUCAUUAUUUUUUAAAAUUUUAGAUUACUUUAGCACAGGGGACAUGUAUUUUUAACACGUUCCUACGUACUAAUAAGAGGAGAACCACUGUUCUCUGAGCUGCUGUCAGGUUUUCUUUGGUGUCACGUGGUUUUCGCGCUCGCGUGUUCAGUGUU
Messenger RNA from Lampris incognitus (smalleye Pacific opah), 7033 nucleotides. Its product is annotated as receptor-type tyrosine-protein phosphatase F-like. Lineage: Eukaryota; Metazoa; Chordata; Actinopteri; Lampriformes; Lampridae. The coding region runs from base 400 to 6156 and encodes 1918 amino acids. Gene Ontology annotation, biological process: protein dephosphorylation. The record is from RefSeq and is a predicted model, not a curated record. The transcript has 34 exons. Gene Ontology annotation, molecular function: protein tyrosine phosphatase activity; protein binding.